Messenger RNA from Pocillopora verrucosa, 577 nucleotides. RefSeq names its product small ribosomal subunit protein uS15. Gene Ontology annotation, molecular function: structural constituent of ribosome; small ribosomal subunit rRNA binding. NCBI's taxonomy places the organism in Eukaryota, Metazoa, Cnidaria, Anthozoa, Scleractinia, Pocilloporidae. The record is from RefSeq and is a predicted model, not a curated record. Gene Ontology annotation, biological process: translation. Gene Ontology annotation, cellular component: nucleolus; ribosome; cytosolic small ribosomal subunit.
CGUGAGUUAGCCCUCUUUUUCUGCGGCCAUCUUGGAUUCUAGUGUAGCUCCGUAAGUGCUACAAGAAAACUCCCAGAAUGGGUCGAUUACACGCACCAGGGAAAGGUAUAUCUGGUUCAGCUUUGCCUUAUCGCCGAAGUGUCCCAACGUGGCUCAAGUUGACAGCUGAUGAUGUCAAGGAACAAAUUUACAAGUUAGCGAAGAAGGGCUUGACUCCUUCUCAGAUUGGUGUGAUUUUGCGUGACUCACAUGGUGUGGCACAAGUACGUUACAUCACAGGAAAUAAGAUUCUCAGGAUUCUCAAAGCUAAAGGGCUUGCUGGAUCACUCCCUGAGGAUCUUUAUUUCCUUAUCAAAAAAGCUGUUGCAGUCCGCAAGCAUCUCGAGAAGCACCGAAAGGAUAAGGACUCUAAAUUCAGGCUGAUUCUUAUUGAAAGUAGGAUCCAUCGUCUGGCCCGUUAUUACAAGACCAAAAGAGUUCUGCCAGCCAACUGGAAAUAUGAAUCAUCUACAGCCUCUGCUUUGGUUGCAUAAGCUAAAUUUGUAAACAACAAAAUAAAACCAUCGUAUAGAAUUCA